Lonchura striata (white-rumped munia) is the source of this 1887-nucleotide messenger RNA. NCBI's taxonomy places the organism in Eukaryota, Metazoa, Chordata, Aves, Passeriformes, Estrildidae. The record is from RefSeq and is a predicted model, not a curated record.
AGGAAAAGCCAGCAGGGAGCAGAGGGAUUUUCCCAAAUCUCAGCCUGCUCACCCGGGACCUGCCUCCCCUCGAGUGUGGGAGCAGCCAGGGUGGUGCUGGGGCACCCCACAAGGGUUUGGGGCAUCCCACACAGUUCUGGGGGAUCCAAAACGGUUCUGGGGGAUCCCACACAAUUUUUGGGGAUAUAAAACAGUUCUGGGGGAUCCCACACAGUUCUGGAGGAUCUAAAACAGUUCUGGGGGAUCCCACACAGUUCUGGAGGAUCCCACACGGUUCUGGGGGAUCCCACAUGAUUCUGGAGGAUCCCAAACAGUUCUGGGGGAUCCCAAACAAUUCUGGAGGAUCCCAAGCGGUUCUGGGGGAUCUCACACAGUUCUGGAGGAUCCCACAAAGUUCUGGGGGAUCCAAAACGGUUCUGGAGGAUCCCAAACAGUUAUGGAGGAUCCCAAACAGGUCUGGGGGAUCCCACCCAGUUUUGGAGGAUCCCACACAGUUCUGGACAGCCCCAAUCCAAGCUUCCACCCUGCAUUCCCACUCACCUCGUUACUCCAGGAGCGAACCCCCCUGCCCAGCCCCUGGCCGUGCUGGAAGGUGAUGGAGAGGGUGAGGAAGGCCCCUGAUCCUGCAGGGAAAAUGCUGGGAAAGGGGAAAGGAGGCAGAGCCUCGGGAGCGGAGGGGAUUCCGGCAGGGACAGCUGGGCUGGAGGGGAAUCCUGGCCGUGGGUUUGGCAUUUUUCCAUUGGGAUGGGGGGCGGGAAUCACACCCUGAGCCACGGCUGGGUGUGUGUGUCCCUGCUGGGUGCCGGUGUCCGGGGAAUCCUCCCUGUGUUCCCGGGAUCCCGCACUGUAUUCCGUGGAUCCCUCGCUGUAUUCCUGGGAUCCCUCACUGUAUUCCCAUGGAUGCCUUGCUGUAUCCCAUGGAUCCCUCACUGUAUUCCUGGGAUCCCUCACUCUAUUCCUGGGAUUCCACACUGUAUUCCCAGGAUUCCUCUCUGUAUCCCACAGAUUCCUUGCUGUAUUCCCCUGAAUCCCUCACUGCAUUCCCACAGAUCCCUCAGUGUAUUCUUGUGGAUCCUUUUCUUUAUCCCACAGAUUCCUCACGUAUUCCCACAGAUCCCUCACUGUGUUCCUGUGGAUCCCUCCCUUUAUCCCAGAGAUCUCUCACUGUAUCCCACAGAUUCCUUGCUGUAUUCCUGUGGAUCUCUCACUAUAUUCCCGCAGAUCCCUUGCUGUAUGAAACAGAUCCCUCACUGUAUUCCUGUGGAUCCCUCACUUUAUCCCACAGAUCCCUCACUAUAUUUGCACAGAUCCCUCACUGUAUUCAUGUGGAUCCCUCACUGUAUCCUGCAGAUCCCUCUCUGUAUGCCACAGAUCCCUCACUUUAUCCCACAGAUCCCUCGCUGUAUCCCACAGAUCCCUCACUGUAUCCCGCAGAUCCCUCACUCUAUUCCCACAGAUCCCUCGCUGUAUUCCCGGGAUCCCUUACUCUCUGUAUCCUGCAGAUCUCUCGCUGUAUUCCUGGGAUCCCUCACUCGCUGUAUCCCACAGAUCCCUCACUGUAUCCCACAGAUCCCUUGCUGUAUCCCGCAGAUCCCUCGCUGUAUUCCUGGGAUCCCUCACUCGCUGUAUCCCACAGAUCCCUCCCUCUAUUCCCGCAGAUCCCUCGCUGUAUUCCCGGGAUCCCUCACUCGCUGUAUCCCACAGAUCCCUCGCUGUAUCCCACAGAUCCCUCACUGUAUCCCGCAGAUCCCUCGCUGUAUUCCCGGGAUCCCUCUCUCCGCUGGCUCCCUCGGUGCCGCUCGGUGCCAGCUGGGUGCCCCUAACUCCGGGAUUUCCCCGCUAAUCUGGGCCCUAUCGCUGCUAAAGCCGCAAUUAUCCCGGGAUUAG